AAGCAUUUACCAUUUCCCGUUUCCCAUUUCCGUGUUGGAGCCCUAAACCUUACUUACAGACAGCGACAACGAUGGUGUGCAUAAGGAAGGCUACGGUGAACGACCUGCUUGCGAUGCAAGCGUGCAAUCUCUUUUGCCUUCCUGAGAACUACCAGAUGAAGUACUAUCUCUACCACAUCCUCUCUUGGCCCCAACUUCUCUACGUCGCCGAAGACUACAACGGUCGCAUCGUCGGUUACGUUCUCGCCAAAAUGGAAGAAGAGACCAACGAAUGCCACGGCCACAUCACCUCCCUCGCCGUCCUCCGCACCCACCGCAAACUCGGCCUCGCCACCAAACUCAUGACCGCUGCCCAAAACGCCAUGGAACAGGUGUUCGGCGCCGAGUAUGUGUCGCUUCACGUGAGGAAGAGCAACCGUGCGGCGUUUAAUUUGUAUACGGAGACCUUGGGAUACAAGAUUCAUGAUGUGGAGGCCAAGUAUUAUGCGGAUGGAGAGGAUGCUUAUGACAUGAGGAAGCAGCUCAAGGGCAAGCAGAUGCAUCAGCAUCAUCAUCACCACCAUCACCAUCAUCAUCACCAUCAUGAGCAUGGUGGUGGGUGCUGUUCUGGGGAGGCUAAGGUGGAAAAGGCGGAGACCAAGGGGAAUGCAAAAGCCUCCUGAUUGUUGUUGAGGGGCAUUCAAUGAGCUAUUCGAGUUUUAAAUUAUGUUAGUUACUAGUGGGGACUGAUGUCGAUGAUGGCAGAGUUGUUAAUUGCACCAUUUUUUGGCACUAUAAUGUCAUGAUGCGUGGAGCGGCCUCCAGCUUCUACUGGAGAUCCAUUUGUGUUGUGCUAGUCAUAGCUGAGAUAUUGGCUGUUUGCAGCUCUCAUUUUGUGGCUGUUGCGGCCACUACUGUCAACAGUUUGGCCAUCAGAAGCAAUUUCUUGGCCAGCCCGCUGUCUUCUGUCUGAUCCCAGCCCUUUUCCAGCUGUCCCACCCUCUGUUUGCAUCUCCAUCAUUUGACAGGAAUUCUGCAAUUGUGAUAAGUGGGUGUUGUGAACCACUUCUAUGGUUCUAUAUCCUUCAAAGAAAUGAAAAACGCACUGUUUCCUCCUCUUGCUAAUUCAUUUCACUGGAUCACUGUCCAAGUGCCUAUAUUUAUUCAUUUACUUUUCCUUUACUUUUAAUAUGUUAGACUAUUGUUAUCUUUUACUUGAUAGACUUAUUAUUUGCCAUUUUUCUGUGUGUGAGCAAAUUUUCAGCUGCAACCAUUCUCACUUUGUUGCUUCUCUUUACCCUGUUUGAUUAAACUGCAAUUCUUUAUGAUUUUUGAUAUAUAUGAUGAAUGUUCCUUAAGUUGAGUGUUAAGUAUACAUUAAAAAUUAGCAUUGUAGUGCUAUCUUCAGUAUGACAGAAUGUUAUCGCCUUGUUUGAUCCAUGUAGCCAGUUCCACUUAGUGGGAAAAGACUUGGUUGUUAGUGGUGAUUUACCUCUCUAUCUUCAGUAUAGUUGCCUCUUCAUGAUCUGCUAUGCCACUGUAGCAUGUUUUGAAUUGGCUGGUUCAUGCCGCCAGUUGUAAUUAAUUUGUAGGGAUGAUAGAAAUUGAGGAUGAAUAUUGACAUCAUGUUACCGAUUGAGAACUGUUCUUGCCUAGUUUUGGAUGAACUAAAAUGUGGGAAUGAUGAUAUUUUAUUGCUGAUGCAAACCAGAUAAAAGAGCUGGGUGAUUGUGGAGUAUUUUAGGGGUUGUUUUGGAAAGGAAGUUUUGAAGGGGAGGAAAGGGGGAUGGUAAAUUUUCUAUUUUAAAUAAAUAAAUUUAAAAUUAAUUUUUUUUUAAAAUAAAGGAUAUAAAAUGAUAUAUUAACCUAAACUUAAACUAUUCAUUAUGUAUUUAUCAUCAUAAAUGAUAUAUAAUUUUUUUAACUUAAAAUUUAAAAAUAUGCCCUCCCUUCUCCUCCAACCCCUUCUCUCAAACAAUACCUCUCUGCAUCAUCCUAUACUCAUUAUUUCUGAUUGUUACUAACACCUACAAAGAAUGGGAAUAUCAUUGUUUUUCAUGAAAACAUGAAUGCAACUCUGAUUACUGGUUCUUAUCUGGAUGAAUUCUUCAGCCCUGGAUGUUAUGUCUAUUUUACGUGGAUUGCUGCAAUUUUAAAGUUAUGUACAGUGCGGCAAAAAUUGAGAGUUGCGAAAUCUGAAGAGUUAAACCAAAGUAGGCAAAAGAAGAACAGUGAAGACAUCCGGUUUCUUCGAAACAAUUUUUUUUUUCAGUUUUCUUAUCUGUCCAUACAUUUUUCUUUUAUAUAAUUUAUAAUAUGAACAUUGGCAGCUAAUCAGCUCUACAACUUUAUGGAACAUUGCUUGACCCGUUGCUGGCACACUUACUCCAAAUUCAUGUCUUCUCAGAUCAAUUGGAUACUUAGAACUCAAUAUGGAUUUUUUCUUUCCUCUACUUUGAUGCGGCAAACUUGUUCUUAUGCAUGUUCUGCUCUAUUUAUGAAGGUAAUUUUGCUGAGGCGAACAUCUACUCAGAAUCAUUGGAUGGUUGCUUACUCGACGUAUACUCAAAAAUGGCUGUAAUUUAAAGUGAGCUAGCUUUAUUAUAUUAAGAGAGAAGACGUAACCUUUUUUAGUUUGUCAGCUUAGUAGAAUACAAAAGUACUGGGCUUAUUUGUUAAAUACUUAAAUUUGAAAAGACCUAAGCUUUGGAACACUUCCCAGUUCACCCUGGCAUUUUCCAUGUAUCGAAACACAGUGAACGGAUGAUGUUGGUAUUCUUUGAAAUUUUCUUUUAAUUUUUUGAAAGCUUUUUUAACU
This is a messenger RNA of Abrus precatorius (Indian licorice), 2797 nucleotides long. Its product is annotated as N-terminal acetyltransferase A complex catalytic subunit NAA10. Gene Ontology annotation, cellular component: NatA complex. Lineage: Eukaryota; Viridiplantae; Streptophyta; Magnoliopsida; Fabales; Fabaceae. Gene Ontology annotation, molecular function: protein N-terminal-serine acetyltransferase activity; protein-N-terminal-glutamate acetyltransferase activity. Gene Ontology annotation, biological process: N-terminal peptidyl-glutamic acid acetylation. The transcript is spliced from 3 exons. The record is from RefSeq and is a predicted model, not a curated record. Bases 72 to 662 code for a protein of 196 amino acids.